GAGACUGAUGCCAGAGAGAUAGGGAAGAAUGAGGGAAUGGGACAGAAUGAGAGGAGGAGACAGAGAGAGAGAGUCAGAGGGAAUGCAUGAAGCUGGAACUCAAUUUCACUCAGACACGCACAGAUGUACACCCAUUUCACACACAGCACACACAGACACACACACACACACGCAUGCAUGCGUACAUGCACACAUGCGCACACACACACACACAGUCGGAUAUCUGUGGUGGCUCAGUGAAAGGAUCUCAGGAUUUCUCUAUUCUCAGCAGGCUGUCUCUCCUUCCUUCUGAUUCCUGAGAUGAUCCCCCUCCUCCCUCACCAGGGAUUCCCAAAAGCAGCCCAGAGGCCCAGGAGAACGGGGAACAUGGGAGACACAGCGUGAAGGGGCACCCCUGUGUUAAUGAGGCCAGCAUGUGCGGUCACAGCUGGGUGCUGCUGCUGGGCCUGUGGCAGGUGCAGUUCAGCUCCUGUCUGGCCACGCCCCCGACCGGAGGCCAGCCGGCACGGACCCCGCCCUGGGCACGGCCCGCCGCAGAGCCCAGCGUCCUACGCCGGUCCUCGGACGCCAGUGACCUCUGGCCCUUCUGGGUUUCCGUAGACGUCCCCUCAGAGCCCGAAGGGUCCUCUCCGCUCUCACUUCCUGUCAGUUUGACCUCUGACCUGCAAGGUCUGCCCCACGCAGGAAACACACAGAGCCUGAGGCCAGCCAUCCCACCCUUUUUAACAGACUCCACCUCCAAAAGCACAGCUCUACUACCUAAGCCGGGUACAAGACUCUCCCUGGGCAAAGAAUCCACCUCCAUAAGCGGAGACACUGCCCCCUGGCUGUGGGAUACAGAACUACCAACAGAUUCGACCAGUGAUUUUGCAGAUUUAAGCCCAGCCCAGGGGCAGGUUCCUCACCUCAUGCCCCAGCCUACUCACAGCCUCAAAGGGGAGGGCACUGUUUCCCAGACACCAAUGGGGCUUACGCCAGAAUUAGCGCCAUCUGCCGCCACACCAAACAGAAGCACACCUCCUACAGGGACCCCGGAGAGGAAGGUACCUGCCCUUCCUCUUCCUCCCGAGUCUGCAGCACCAGAUCCACAGGCGGGGGGGCAGGGGCCCGUCGCAGGCCCGGCUGGAGGGAGACCCACGAGGAAGGGUGCGCGGACGCGAAAGCGGAUGCCCCAAACCGGGGGCGGCUCUACGGAGGACGGGGAAGCGAAGGCGACCGCGCCCGAUGACGGAGGGGCCCCGGAGGGGGAGGAACAAAAACCGACCCAAACGCUGACGGCUGCUGCCGAAUCGCCAGGAUAUGUUGCCCCGGGCGGGGACUGGCCAUCAGAACCGGGAGACCCUGAUUCUGCUCAUGUCCCUCACUGUAAUGGCGACAGUGGCGCCUGCAAACCCAACAGCACCUGGAGCCCCGCCCUCUCUGAAGACAUCGCCUACAACCAAUCACACGGCCCCUCCCCACCCCCAGCUCCGCCCCCAGCCCCACCUCUGCUGCUGGUGCCACUGCACGCAGACUGGAACAACGCCAUGGCAACCUGGGGCGUGGCCUGGGAGGUGCACGUGUUCGGGGUGGGUUCGCUGUUCGUCGUGGCGGCCCUGCUCUCCGCCCUCGACCUGCUGCUCCUCCCCUUGCUCCGCCCCCCAGGAGGCAGCUACCUGGCACUGGCUCAUCUGUUCCUGCUGGCCGCCAGUUCCAGCCGCGCCUUCUCGUUGUUCUAUGAUGCGUACGCCCACCUGGACAAGCUGCCGGCAGCAAACUUCCUGUUGCUCCACCAGGUGCCCUUCCCUUGCCUGACAGGGGCCUUCGCCGCGGCCUUCCUCUUCCUGUCCCUGCGUUCCCGCGUGAGACUCCCCGGAUCCCCCUGCCAUCGGCCCUGCUCCCUGGCAGUUCUGCUGCUGUUGCACUUUGGCGCCACCUUCAGCUCCCUGCUGGUACUGCAGGCAUUCCCCCAGUGGCCCUGGCUCCUGCUCAUAUCCCAAGGAGUGUUUGUGGUGCUGAUCGCCUUCCUGUCCGUGACGUACCUCAUCUUCUGCUGCUACACGCGGGCCGACGCCAAGCACGUUUACCACCUGAGCAAUACCUUGCCCAUCCGCAGGGGGUGGGAUCGAGCGGCGGUAAUGGCGGGAUUCUCCGCGCUCUUCAUGCUGGCGUGCGCCGGGCUGCAGCUCUACGCCAUGCUCCAUGCGCUGGCCCUGGCCCCGCCCACCGCCCCGCCCCACGCCCUGGAACCCUGGCCCUGGUGGGCAUUCCAACUGAGCUGCCGUCUGUGCGAGGUGGGCGUGUGCAUCACCCUCGCCUCGGCCGCCACACCCCCUCUCCGCCGAUCACUCCGCCCCUGCCGCUGCUGGGCCACGAACUUCUGCUGCCGGGGUUGCUGCGGCAACGCGUCCACCAAACAGGCAGUCCCGCCCAUGGCGAGCGAAUGGGAGCUGCGCCAGCAAGAGAAGCUGGCGAUCUGUGAGGGGGUGGGGUCCGAGCUCCUGCCCCUCUACGCCCUGGUGGACCCCAACCUCAGCAGCCUGGAGGGGCUGGACCUGCUGUACCACGGAGGCGGGGUUCUGUCCCGCUCCGUUUCGAACACGGACACGCCCCUCAAGGUGAUAGGCGGGUCCAGAGGCUCCUCCUACGCCAGCCUGCAGCUGGACAGCGACUCCACGGGCGACCUGCGACCGCCCUCCCCCAUCAACCUGCGCCGCAGCAUCGACGAGGCCCUGUUCAGCCCCGCCCUGUUUCCUCACAGCCUCUUUAGCCCCGCCCCCCGUCACGCCCCCCGCCGCGGCUCCGCUAGCCUGACCCCACCCGCCGCCGAGAGCUCAGGUGACCAGGCCCUGUACCGCACCGCCUCCUGCCUAGCGAUAGAGGCUGGGCCUCCCCUGAUUGGCUCUUCCCUGUCAGGCCCCACCCCUGUGGAAGCGGGCCUCAUCCAGUGGGCGGAGCACAGGAGGGGCAGCAGCAGCUCCAGCUCUCUGGGUAGGCAUUCCCUGGACGGCUCCUCCGUGGUCCUUUGUCCCAGCCGUGAGGCGUGUGGUCACUGCCAAGACAUCCAAAGCAGCUCAGACCAGGGGACGCAGUUCCACAGAUGCUACUUGGGCCUAGCCUCCGCCUCUCAGGAAAAUUUGGACCAGCGAGCCGAGACGGACCUGGCCGUCCAGGAGGAGUUCAUCAGGGUGUGUCGACAGAUCGACGCUCUGAGCAUUAGCAGUGACACCAUUGACCUGUAGGCACUGUGACCCCAUUCAGAAAGAUCAACCAAGAUAUGACCUCAUCCAGGAAGGUCAAGCAGGAUGUGACCCCACCCAGUCAUGCAGACCAGGAACAGCACAGAAACCUUGCAGGAGAGUGGGAGGUAGAUACAGUAUGCUAAGGUGCUGGGUUUUUUUUCCUCAUAGCAUGUCCACCUGCAGUUUCAUGAGCAGUGACAUGAUGUGAAAGUUUUUUCAAAUUGGAUGUCACCAAAGCUCCCAAAAUCCAAAAAGUGAGGAUGUACAGAAUGGCCACUGAGGGCGUGGUUCGAGUGCUGGGUUCCCUUGGUGACCAAUUUGGAAAAUAAAAGUGCUACAGACUCUUAGAUGCCCACUACGAUUGUCAUGGGAUGCUGCGAUUAGUUUUAGAAAUUAGACCAUAUUUCUGGCUUUCCCUAAUCUCUCAGUAAGAAAACUUGCACAGUUCACUCAUCUAGGGAAAUUCUAAACAAGCACUUAUUAACAAGAGGCUGCUAUUUAUUGAUGUAUAACCAACUGAUGCUGCUUUAUUUAUGGAAGAUAAAAUCAAAUCAUAUUUCUCAUCCUCUCCUCACAUCAAAUUGCUUUUGUUGUUUUUUAACUUUUAACUUUUAUUAAAAUAUUAUACUUGCUCAAACAUUCUCAAAGGAAAUCUCAAGCCCAGAAAUAUUUCUGUAUAAAUUAUUAAGAUGUAUUAAUUUAUGUUAGGGAAGUUGAAUUUACAGAACAGCAGCACCAUCUACUGGUAAACAUGGCUACAGGCUAAAAUGUUGUGCCUUGUGCUCACUUUCAGAAAUAUUGCUUUGUAAAUCAUGAUUUAGAUUCACAUAAACAGUGUAACCCUGUUAUUUUUUCCAGGAUUAUGAUCACAGGAUCAUAUUUUUAUUGACAAGGGAUAUUUUCUACAUCAUUGAGUAUACACAGAGAUUUAAAAAGUGCAUGUUUCAAAGAGAUGCUUACAGAAAGAUAAUAGGCUAUAGCACAAGAAUUAUAUAGAAAAUGGUCGAAAUGAUUCAACAGGAUAAGUGUUUUGUGUUAUAAUAAAAUAUUAUAUAUCAUAUUGAAUAGUCUUGGAUUUGAUAUAUAUUUUUAAUAUAAACACCAAUGUGUGCUAGCAGCCAUACCACUAUGUGCCCUGCUACAGCUGAAUGGCUGAAGCUAAGCAGGUGUGGGCUUGGUUAGUACUUUUGUGGGAGGGCCUCAGGGGAAAAUUUACUGCUGGAAGUGCCGUUGGUGGGUCAAUUGAGGGUGAUCUUGACUCUAGUCAAAUGCAGUAAACCUGGAGCCCCAGUGCAGUGAUGGGGACGCUAUGCUGUAGGAGAUGUAUUUUGGAUGAAAUGCUAAACUGAGGUACUGACUGACUGUGGUCCAUGAAGCCCCCACAACACUAAUCACAAAGACUGUCCUGGCUAAAUUCCCAAUUCCCACCUAAUCAUUCCCCAGUUUAAUUGGCUAAAAAUCAUUCUCUCCCUCCCUCCUCAGCUCAUGUGUGGUGAGUGUUCUAGCACAAAAUGGCUGCCAUGCAAUGCCUACACAUUGGUGUUGGCUGAAGAGAGAUUCCCCUCAUCAUUGUAAAGCACUUUAAGUGUGAGAAAAGCGCCAUAUAAAUGCAAGCUACUGUAUGAUGUGCUCCAUUUUAAUAAAAUGUGUUUAGAAUAUG
Molecule: messenger RNA, 4881 nt
Organism: Anguilla anguilla (European eel)
Lineage: Eukaryota; Metazoa; Chordata; Actinopteri; Anguilliformes; Anguillidae
Product: proline-rich transmembrane protein 4-like
Exons: 3
Coding region: 414-3221 (935 amino acids)
Source: RefSeq, a predicted model, not a curated record